Molecule: messenger RNA, 1533 nt
Organism: Chaetomium fimeti
Lineage: Eukaryota; Fungi; Ascomycota; Sordariomycetes; Sordariales; Chaetomiaceae
Product: UbiA prenyltransferase family-domain-containing protein
Exons: 2
Coding region: 1-1533 (510 amino acids)
Biological process (GO): heme A biosynthetic process
Cellular component (GO): mitochondrion; mitochondrial membrane
Molecular function (GO): protoheme IX farnesyltransferase activity
Source: RefSeq, a predicted model, not a curated record
AUGUCAGACUUUGGCCACACGUUUUCGAGAAGGGGGGGAGCGCGGUUAUUCUCCAAUUCGGCUCUGCCCGGGGCCCCUGCCGGUGCUGCCCCGGCCGCCCUAUCGCGACACCGGUUUAAGGCCGGUUACUUCCUCUCCAACACCCUCCUCGCUCGCUCCAAUGGCACAUCCGUCGCCUCUCCGGCCACCGAUAGGCCAACCACAGUUGCCGAUACACAAUCCCCCGCGACCACCACCAAUGACGUCCCCGCGACGUCAGAUACACCCCUCCUCCCGCAUCGCCGACGGCAAGCCGCGAGACGAGAUGAGCUCCGACAAACGAAAUCCCCAACAAACUCCAUGGCCACCUCCCUACCUCCCGACGCCUCCUCUCGCCUCGCCGACACUGCCGCGCGCGCACCGGCCGACUCCCUCCGCCGCACGCUCUCCGCCCUCCUCUCGCUCUCCAAACCCCGCCUAACCGUCCUCGUCGUCCUCUCGGCCAUGGUGCCGUACGCCCUCUACCCCGUGCCCGCCUUCCUCGCCUCCACCUCAGCAGGCCUAGCCGCAGCCGACGCCAUCCCGUCCCUCUCCCCGCUCACGCUGCUCUUCCUGACAACGGGCACAACCCUCUGCUCGGCAGCGGCCAACGCGCUCAACAUGCUGUACGAGCCGGACACGGACGCCAAGAUGACGCGGACGCGCACGCGGCCGCUGGUGCGGCGGCUGCUGAGCACGCGCUCCGCCGUGCUCUUCGCGGCCGGGUGCGGGGCGGCGGGCGUCGCCGCGCUGUACCUGGGCGUCAACCCGACGGUGGCCUUUUUGGGCGCCGCCAACAUCGCCCUCUACGCGGGCGCCUACACGCCGCUCAAGCGCGUCUCCGCCGUCAACACCUGGGUCGGCGCCGUCGUCGGCGGCAUCCCCCCGCUCAUGGGCUGGGCCGCCGCCGCGGGCGAGAGCGCCACCGGCGACGGCACCUGGCGCGAGCUGCUGUUUGCCGGGGAUGGGUCCAGCCUGGGGGGUUGGCUGUUUGCCGGGUUGUUGUUUGCCUGGCAGUUCCCGCACUUCAUGCCGCUGUCGUGGGGCAUCCGCGAGGAGUACAAGGCGGCCGGCCUGCGCAUGCUGUGCUGGGUCAACCCGGCCCGCAACGCGCGCGUCGCCCUGCGCUACAGCCUGGUCUUUGUCCCGCUCUGCCUGGGGCUGUGCGCCGCCGGCGUCACCGAGUGGAGUUUCGCGGUGACCAGCCUGCCGGUGAAUUUGUGGCUGGUCCGCGAGGCCGUCAAGUUCUGGCGCUACGAGGGCCACAAGGGGAGUGCGCGCAGCCUGUUCUGGGCCAGCGUCUGGCAUCUGCCUGUCAUCAUGGUGCUGGCCCUCGCGCAGAAAAAGGGCAUGUGGGCCCGCGUGUGGAGCAGUGUCACCGGCGCGCCGGAGGACGAGGACGACGAGUUUGACGACGACGAUGCCGAGUGGGUCGAGGUUGUUGGGGCCGGGUCCGGGUCUGGUGUCGGAAUUGUGGGUCCCGCCGCUGGCAAUACUACCAGUACUCGGAGGUAA